Messenger RNA from Dichomitus squalens LYAD-421 SS1, 923 nucleotides. RefSeq lists its product as uncharacterized. Bases 1 to 627 code for a protein of 208 amino acids. The record is from RefSeq and is a predicted model, not a curated record. The transcript has 7 exons. Gene Ontology annotation, molecular function: flavin-dependent sulfhydryl oxidase activity; flavin adenine dinucleotide binding. Gene Ontology annotation, cellular component: mitochondrion. NCBI's taxonomy places the organism in Eukaryota, Fungi, Basidiomycota, Agaricomycetes, Polyporales, Polyporaceae.
AUGCUCACGCGAUUCAGCAAGGGCUUUCUCUUUACUGUCUUUGCUUUGUUCCUACUCGGGUCGCUUGCCCUGCUACAUCCUCCGUCCCGAACAUAUGUCGACACUUGGACAGGAGAUUUCUUUGGAGAAGGCGGGAUGGUUCCUGUCAUAUCCCCGACACAAGGCUCCAAAGGUGGUGUGAUCAUGUCGAAACUGGGGAACGCUACCGCGAAGGCCGAAUUGGGUCGUGCAUCAUGGAAGCUCCUACAUACAAUGACCCUCCGAUUUCCCGAGGAGCCUACCCAAGAUGAGCGGGAUGCGCUCAACAACUACUUCCACCUUUUCUCUCGCCUAUACCCCUGUGGGGAGUGUGCAGCAGAGUUCCAGCAGCUCCUGAAGAAGUAUCCGCCACAAACUUCGACAAGGAGAGCGGCGGCAACAUGGCUGUGCUUCGUGCACAAUCAAGUGAAUGAACGAUUGAAGAAGCCCGAAUUCGACUGCGCAAACCUUGACGCGACAUAUGAUUGCGGUUGCGGCGACGAGCCUCUUAAUUCGACGACAGCUGCCUCUGCUAACGACCCCAUGGACCUCGAGCAGGAUCCUAGCAAAGACAGGCUGGGGAUGGGUCUGGUCAAGGGCGGCAGGUAGACUGAUUUCGGGCGACAUCAUCGUUCGUUCGCACAACGUGAGCCACGAGUAUCAGAGUGCUUCCUCUAUGUUUUGCUUCUUGGGGCGGGUGGCUAUCGUUAUUAAUGUAUUAGCACGGAUGCAACGGGCAGGUCUCCUCCAUGCUAGGGCAUUGCAUUCUGAGAAUUUUGCUUGUUUGAACGAUUGGUCGCCGAUUAUCUUAGCACGACUAUCUCCAGUUCGUGAAAAUGUCUAUUGGCAAGCUAACUUCCCGGACUAGGCCGUAGCGCCGCCCGCCCAGGCUGAUGUGAACUUGU